This is a messenger RNA of Prorocentrum cordatum, 729 nucleotides long. Lineage: Eukaryota; Dinophyceae; Prorocentrales; Prorocentraceae. The record is from the annotation of a GenBank genome assembly.
CCAGGUUCAGAUUCUGGAGGCCAUCAGGGAAGAGCUCCAGCCUUUCUACAGUGAGAGGAUCAAGGAGAUCCCCAAGGUUAUGAUCAACUACGUGGAGAAAAUUAAGGAGGUGAACCACAUCGUGAGGAACGAGGGGCCCGUGGAGUCCUCCACCGUCUCGCACUGGGCCCAGCCGCUGGUGCCCACGGAGCCCGUCGCCACCACGGCGGGCUACGCCUCGCCUCUGAGCACGCCCCUCGUCGUGGCCGCGGCGUCGGCGGACGCCACCACGCAGGACGCGCGCUACGACCGGGGAGUGGACAUCAGAUGACAUCACAGCACAACGGUGGCCACCCGAUUGGUUGUUCACUCUAGAGCGAUGCCACUAUGCGAAUGAUUCCUGUGUUGAUCUCAAGGGUGGAGAUCAGAGCCGUCGGAGACUCGCAGCGGAGGGCAGCGGGCAGGUGGUGAUGGCAGUAAAGUCCUGGGAGUCACCUGCGCUGCAGGUGCACGGGCACCCGCACGGGCCCUCUCUCCAGGGGGCAUGACUCGCGCUGCGGUCUCGCCUGCGCGGUGUUGUCGCCUCCCCUUUGUUUGCAAGCGCGGCGGUGAAUUCAAGCGGGCGCACAAUUCGGCGGCGCCGUGGCAAGAAGGCCUCGCGCGCCGCAGCCUCCCCGCGCUCGGCGCUCGGUCGGCGCUGCCUCUCUGCAGUCCUCGUCCGAGCAGUGCCGAAAAGGGCGGGCGGGGCCU